Messenger RNA from Chanos chanos (milkfish), 4257 nucleotides. RefSeq names its product AT-rich interactive domain-containing protein 5B. The record is from RefSeq and is a predicted model, not a curated record. Gene Ontology annotation, biological process: regulation of transcription by RNA polymerase II. Lineage: Eukaryota; Metazoa; Chordata; Actinopteri; Gonorynchiformes; Chanidae. The coding region runs from base 161 to 3718 and encodes 1185 amino acids. The transcript is spliced from 11 exons. Gene Ontology annotation, cellular component: nucleus. Gene Ontology annotation, molecular function: transcription cis-regulatory region binding.
AGACGUCCUUUACACAGGUCCUUAAAGGGUGGUGUUCGUAUUAAACAUAUAGGUGAUAUUUCGAAGGAGGAAAUGUUGUGCUCUGAAAGGACCUUUUGCGAUCCAUUCAAGCCAACAAGUUUGGAGAGAAUGUAGAAUUUAAUCAAUUCAGAGCGUCGAGAUGGAGCCCAACUCACUCAAGUGGGUAGGCUCGUCCUGCGGUCUACAUGGACCGUACGUUUUCUACAAAGCUUUUAGGUUUCACCGGGACGGCCGAACAAGGAUCUUGUCCCUGGGAGAUUUUUUCCUUGUCAGAUGUCAGCCUGGGGAUCCUAUUUGCAUAGCAGAGCUCCAGCUGCUGUGGGAAGAGCGAACGACCCAGCAACUUUUAUCCAGUUCCAAACUUUACUUUCUUCCCGAGGACACCCCAAAUGGAAGAAAUGUCAGUCACGGAGAGGAUGAGGUCAUCGCAGUAUCAGAGAAAGUGAUUCUCCGGUUAGAGGACUUGGUGAAAUGGACGGUAUGGGAUUUUUCAGGAUGGGCACAGGGAAAGCAGACAGUGCCUUCCAAAGUUCCCAUCCUGAAAGAACUGGACACCAAUGGGGGCAAUGGGCCUCACCUCCACAGGGGCAAAGACCCCUCUCCCUCGAGUGGCCUGAACUUCAAAGAUGUCCAGAGAGAGAAGGCACAGAUCGGUGAGGAUGAGGAUGAUAACAGAAGGACAAAGGUGCUGGUCCUGAGUUAUCCGCAGUACUGCCGUCACCGCUGUGUUUUGGCGCGCCUGAGAGGCCACCCUGCGGGGCCCCUCUCGGAGCGAGUGAUCCGAGCUCUUGGCGGACUGGUGUCCCUAAAGGGUGACACCAGGGUCCUGUACUGCAAAGAGACAUUCCAGCACCCCACCCUCGGACACAACGAGAGUGUCUGUGACCACUUUGCUCCAAAUUUGAAGGGGCGGCCCCGGAAGAAGAAGCUCUCCAUUUCCCAGCGCAGGGAUUCUCAGAACCAUGAUCACACCCAGACCCAAACCCUUAAACAGUCCCCACAAACCACCAGUGAGUCUAACAGUCCAGAACCCAAACUUCAGAUCAAGGUGAAAGCAAACUGCAGAACUGUGAUGUCCAGACCCAAGAAUGGAGGGAUAGGAAAACGGGCAUCUACAGAAGAAGGGACAGGAGAAACACAAGAAAAAGGUGAUGCUGGAUCAGCAGAGGAAUGUGGAACUGAAGAGCAGGCCUUUCUUGUAGCACUGUACAAAUACAUGAAAGAGAGAAAGACUCCCAUUGAGCGGAUUCCCUAUUUGGGCUUCAAACAGAUAAACCUUUGGACUAUGUUUCAAGCUGCACAGAAGCUAGGAGGAUAUGAGAUGAUCACAGCUCAUCGGCAAUGGAAACAUGUGUAUGACGAACUGGGAGGAAACCCAGGAAGCACCAGUGCUGCUACCUGCACACGCAGACACUAUGAGAAAUUAUUGCUGCCUUAUGAAAGGCAUACUAAAGGUGAGGAUGAUAGGCCUCUGCCCAUGGGCAAGACCCGAAAGCAUGACCCUGGUGAAGUUACUGAAGGAGGGAGAGUCAGGGGGUUGGCAAACAAACGACCCAAAACAGGACAGAGCCAGGAGCAACUCAGCAGAAGAGAUAAAGACCCACACUCAACAGUAAGUAGUGACAGCAGUGAAAACUGGACCACUCAAGAGUCUGUGCAGGUCAAAGGGGAGCAAAGAAACAUAAAGGGAGAGGAGGAGGAAGAGGAGGAGCUACAACUGACUGUUAAAAAAGAAAUGACUCUAAAUGACAAGAAUCCUCUUCCUCAUCUGCAUCACCAUGACAACAACUCACCCAAAAUAACUGAAUGGGACAAUCAGGCCCACUUGGAAAAUCCGGUGCUGAACACUCUGGGAAAAGUAACUGAUAGAGACCGACCCAAUGGAAUGGUUCCCAAAGCCUCUUCACUUUCAUCUUACCCCAACUGGCAAUGCACCAAGCCUGGGCACAUUUCUCCUCUCCCCUUUGGUACUGUGGAUGCACCAGUGGCCAGAGAGACUCAGCUCCAUGGAGAUGUGGUCGGCUUAACAGCAUCAGCAGUCAAACCAGGCCUCCCAAAUCAAGAUGGUAUUGUCUCUGGUCUUCAGACAAAUAACACAGCUGCUUCUAAUGGAGGUGAGGUGUGUGGCACCCCCCUGAAUACAUCGUUGCAUCCAAAAAUAUAUCCAGGGGUCAUGUCUCCUCUUGCUAAGAAGAAACUGUUGUCUCAGGUGAGUGAAAGAGGGCUGACGGUGGACGAUUGUACUUUUGUUCCUCCUUUCCCUCCCUCUGCCACAAUGAGGAAGAGCACUGUGUCUGGAGCCAGCUGCUCUGAGGAUCCAGUCAAGCAGCGGCUGAAUGAUUCCUCCAGCCCAGAGACGGCACUACUUACCAGGCCUUCCGUUAUCCAGCAUGCCCAUAAGCUUAAAAAACAUUGGAGCUCUGGUGAGUCCAGGGCUACAGGAGAGCCAGGAAGGCCAGACACAUUCUCACAAAAUGUUUCUCAGCUUCAGAGUCCCUUCCAGUCUCACCCACACGCUCAGCCCCUAAGGAGCUCCAGUCGGGACUCAUUCCUACACAGGAUGGAAGCCCAGGGGAGCAGAGAGGAACCUGGGGAAAAUCACAAAGUUCCACCUCUUCAAGAGCCUGUUUAUGUAGGUGACUUUUACUCCUCAUCUUUCAUGCACAACCUUUAUGGACAUGCAGGGCACCAAAUCAGUAAAACUUACACUCCAGGGUACCUGAACAGAGAAAAUCAGGCUAGAGGGAGUGACAGGAACUGUAAGAAUCUUGCACCAAAACCAUGUGAUGCCACCCAGAUUUGCUACACACCUCCUCCACUGGGUGAACAGAACAGAGCAUCACCACAGGACACACAAUUUGUGGAUGAACCAACAGAUCUUAGCCUUCCCAAGAUCUCUCAGCCUAAACCAUUAAUGUGUGGCCCUCACCGACCCACAAUACUCUGGGACUCAAUGGCAAACUCUGUCUCUUUGAGUGGACAGCCGGUAGUACCUGGUAUACCAGGCACCCCUAAGAAACUUGCCCUUGACACCUCUCAGAAUCUUGGGGGAUGGAGUGAAGGAGGUAACACAGGACACAAAGUGAAACAGGACAGGGGGUACUCUACAGAGGAGGUGAAAACCACCUCUCAGUUAGCAGGAGCUGCACGUCAUCUUAAACGCUCUCUAGAAGAGCCCGGAAAUGCAGUAGUGCCUGACAGGAAGAUUCGGGCAGUAUCACCCUUGCCAGCAUCCCGGGACUGGGGAAGCAGUGUUUCUCAGACUGCAGAGCCAGAGGUAGAGACAGUCAAGUCUGCUGAACCUGCUGUCCAUCUCAACAGCUACACUUCAGAUGGGCAUAAGUACCCCUUGCCCACACCCUUACUUGGAGGGCUUUAUCCAGCAGGGACAUUUGCAGCACAUGAAGUGUGUGAGAGGGGGUUGAGUCUAGCCUUGGCACAGCCUCACCCAUUGGCACUCCUGAAGGGCCAAACCACAAUGUCACCUUUAAUGGCUUCCCCUUUCACCUUGAAUGCACUGAUGAUGCAAAGACAUCUCCUCAGUACCCCGCAUCAACUCUAUCGUCCUCUACCAAAUUCAGUCACUCCAUACAGAGACCUGCUAUCUCAUGGACUGUAUUCACUCUCCCCCCUAAACCCACACCCACCAUACACUCCCCUACAGCUGCCAUCAGUACAGCCAGGCACCAAACUCUAAAUCCUCACCCCUCAGGUCACAAAGUCAUUAAUUUACCUUCCUUAUAUGAAUGUACAGCCCACAUCUCCUCUAUUUAAAAAGAUAAUCAGGCUCCCUCGCUAAUGACACAUGAAAUCAGGUGUUUUUUUGUUGAAGGCAUUUCUGCACCCCUGAACUCAGACAUGAGCGGGUCAACCACAGUGGGGUCAGUCCUGCACAUUAACCGAUUUUGAAGAUUUUGUCCAGAAACAUGCACAACUGUUUGCACAUUAAAUUAUAUCUGGACAAUUAAAGUUUCAUCUUGCUCACUCAACGUUUAUUGUAGUCGAAUACUUGCAUGAGUGUCCUUUGAAGACAAGGCAGGAAAAAGGGUUUCAAAAAAUCUGAUCACAGUCCAUUAAGUUGGAUGAAGAAUAAUGAAUUCUCAAAGGACUGUGAGAGAACACAUAACUGGUGCUGUUUUUUUUUUGUUUUUUUUUUGCAACACUACCACUGUACAUCACAGAGCUGCCAUAAGUGUCUAUAUGAGGUUUACAGUCAACAGAGUUAAUUUAAUCUGU